AUGAUGGACGCAAAGAAGGCGCUGAUGCAGACCGAGGGUGACAUCGACAAGGCGGUGGACUUCCUGCGCAAGAAGGGCCUGGCCUCCGCCGACAAGAAGGCCGGCCGCAUCGCCGCCGAGGGCGUCGUUGCUUCCUACAUCCACGCCGGAUCCAGGCUGGGUGUGUUGGUGGAGCUCAACUGUGAGACGGACUUUGUGGCGCGCGGCGACAAGUUCAAGGAGCUGGUGGCCGACAUGGCCAUGCAGAUCGCGGCGUCGCCCGAGGUCACCGUGGUUUCGGUGGACGACGUGCCCGCGGAGGUCAUCAAGAAGGAGACCGACAUCGAGAUGGGCAAGGAGGACAUCUUGUCCAAGCCCGAGCAGAUACGGGGAAAGAUUGUGGAGGGGCGCAUAGCCAAGACGAUCAAGACAAUGGCGCUGCUGGAGCAGCCCUUCAUCAAGGACACCGACAAGACCGUCGCCACGCUCAUCAAGGAGGCCGUGUCCACCCUGGGUGAGAACAUUCAAGUGCGCCGCUUUGAGAGGUUUGUGCUGGGAGAGGGCAUUGAGAAGCGGUCGACAGAUCUGGCCAAGGAGGUGGAGGAGCAGACCAAGGCCUUUGAGGAGGCCGCUACCAAGAAGGCUGCCGAGGCCGCCGCCGCAGCUCCCGCCGAGGAGGCCACCGCUGCCCCUGCUGGUGAGGAGGUGAAGGUUGACGCGAAGUCGGUGAAGGCGCUGAGGCAGGCGACGGGCGCGGGCAUGAUGGAUGCGAAGAAGGCGCUGAUGCAGUGCGGCGGCGACAUCGACAAGGCCACCGAGUUCCUGCGCAAGAAAGGGCUUGCGUCCGCCGACAAGAAGGCCGGCCGCGUUGCCGCCGAGGGUGCCGUUGGUGCCUACAUCCACGCGGGCUCCAGGCUCGGCGUGUUGGUGGAGGUGAACUGUGAGACAGAAUUUGUGGCGCGAGGCGACAAGUUCAAGGAGCUGGUGGCCGACAUGGCCAUGCAGAUUGCGGCGUCCGAUGUCAGCAUCGUGGCGGCUCAGGACGCCCCUGCAGACGAGGUCGAGCGCGAGCGCGCCAUCGAGAUGCAGAAGGAGGACAUCCAGUCCAAGCCCGAGGCCAUCAGGGGGAAGAUAGUGGAGGGCCGCGUGGCCAAGAUCUUCAAGGAGCGCGCACUGCUGGAGCAGGCCUUCAUCAAGGACACCUCCAAGACCGUCGCCGAGCACAUCAAGGCCCAGGUCGCCGCCAUCGGCGAAAACAUCCAGGUGCGCCGAUUCUCUCGCUACGUGCUGGGAGAGGGCAUCGAGAAGAGGUCGGACGACUUUGCAGCUGAGGUGGCAGCAGCCACUGGAAAGGCAUGA
Messenger RNA from Coccomyxa subellipsoidea C-169, 1338 nucleotides. RefSeq lists its product as hypothetical. The transcript is spliced from 8 exons. Gene Ontology annotation, cellular component: mitochondrial matrix. The coding region runs from base 1 to 1338 and encodes 445 amino acids. NCBI's taxonomy places the organism in Eukaryota, Viridiplantae, Chlorophyta, Trebouxiophyceae, Coccomyxaceae. Gene Ontology annotation, molecular function: translation elongation factor activity; protein binding. Gene Ontology annotation, biological process: mitochondrial translational elongation. The record is from RefSeq and is a predicted model, not a curated record.